Molecule: messenger RNA, 411 nt
Organism: Vicia villosa (hairy vetch)
Lineage: Eukaryota; Viridiplantae; Streptophyta; Magnoliopsida; Fabales; Fabaceae
Product: secreted RxLR effector protein 161-like
Exons: 1
Coding region: 1-411 (136 amino acids)
Source: RefSeq, a predicted model, not a curated record
AUGUAUCUAUACAAUACUCGGCCAGAUUUGGCGUUUAGCGUCUGUAUUGCGAGUAGAUUCAUGGAGAGACCGAAGGUAUCUCACUUGGCGACAGUUAUACGAUACGUCAUAGGUACUCUUGGCUGCAGAAUUCUAUUUCCAGCAGCUGGCAAGAGCAGAAAGUGUGAAUUGCUCGGUUACACGGAUUCCAAUUGGUGCGGAGAUAAGUAUGAUCGAAAAUCAACGGCUAGUUAUGUAUUUAUGUUCGGAGGAGCUCAAAUAUCUUGGAGUUAUAAAAAGGAACAUGUGGUAGGACUCUCUUCUUGUGAUGCUGAGUAUAUUGCGGCGUCGUUGUGUGCGUGUCAUGAUGUGUGGCUUAAGAAUCUGCUGGAAGAGUUGGCAGUAAGGUGGAGGAAGUUGUCACACUCUUGA